Messenger RNA from Cajanus cajan (pigeon pea), 2827 nucleotides. The record is from RefSeq and is a predicted model, not a curated record. Lineage: Eukaryota; Viridiplantae; Streptophyta; Magnoliopsida; Fabales; Fabaceae.
AUGGAUGCCGAAAAACUGCUUAGUUCAGUUUCUUCCCGCGGUGCCAUUCUAGUUGAAAGUUUCGGUUUCACAGAAACACAAGGUUCUUCAGCUCCACCUUUCACUGAUCAUCUUCUCUUCACUCCGCUCCAAAACAGAGAUUCAGAUCUCGAUUCGCCGUUACAGGUCGUCAUCUUCUUCUUCUUCUUCUCGAUCGCGUCCUGCACACACGAUGUUGCAAUGGAUGGGAGGAUCCAGGAGGAAAGUCACUGCUUCAAGGAAGUCUAUGCAGAAGAGAAGCAAUACUUUGAACAAAGGAAGCGUCAACAACAGAAUCCGCAAAUGGUUGGGUCAGAUAACUGUUUUGAUAGUCUUGGAAUAAGUGGACAAGACCUCAAGGAACAUCGGUCUCUGGACAUUCUUAAUUUGCUAAACUUGUCAAAGAAUGCUCAGCAAUGCAAUCCAUUCUGUGCGAAGGGGAGGGAUGAUGGAGAAGUCUGUAUUUCUACCAUGCCAGGCAGUGUCUCAACAAAUCAGCCAACAAUGUUUACCAAUUUGGAUACUACUACUGUAAAUUGUUGCAGAGUUGAAGAGGCAAAAGUAGAGGCACCUUUGUGCUGCCAGACUGAAACAUCACCAAAUAAGAGGGCUCCCGAUCACCAGAAUACUGCUUUCAGUGGACCCCAAAAUCACUGGAAGACUGUAACUGAUGAAUACUCGGAAUUAUCUGUUCUUGAUUUGCUUUGUGAUGACGAGUCUAAUGCCACUACAGAAAAGUUUCCAACAUGCGAAGAUCAUGUUUCUUUUUCACUUGAAGGUUUGGGUAAAGUUGGGAUAGAGACGCCAGUUCAUUCACCAGAACAUCGGGCUAGAAUUCCUUACAAAUACUCACCAUUGCAGAAGGAUGGAAGGAAAUCAAAACUAAAGAAACUUAACCAUGUGCUGGAUGACAUUGAACUUGAAGUGGAUACAAUGAUGCAAGAUAUCGAGGUUUCGCCUAUCAGUUCUUCGGACUUCCCGUUUAACAAAGUAAGGCGAAGCUCAGCAAUUGUUGGAAACGGCAAGCAUUUUUAUGACUUUCCUAACAAAAAUGGCCUUUCCGUUAGUGAAGAAUUCUUCUAUAAGACUGAAAAUAGUGAUGAAGACCUGUGGAAUGCAUGUUCCGGCUUCCUUGAUGAGAAAUUUGGCAACGAGAUGGGAUACGAUGCCUCGGGUAAGAAGGGUUUUCAAAUGGGUUCUAAAUCUCCUGAAUUAUUGAAAAGUGGGGCCUACAAAAUGGAUAAUUAUGCUUUUGAAGACCUACACCCAAAGAAAUGGUCUUCAGCUACAGCGAUGAAAGAGAUCGACAGGAGUGAGCCACUGUCUUCAUUUUCCAAAGACGAAUUAGAGAGUGAUUUUGACUUCUAUGUUGCUGGCAGAGCAAGAUUAGAUGGGAAGUUCAACACUCAAAAUUUAAUUCCAGAAGAUGUAAGGGAUAAUUCGAGCUUGCUGAGCGAAGAGUCAAGCUCAACCGCUGCCGUGAGGAGUGAGACCACUGCGCACUCACCAUCAAGAAUAUUGACAGGCGAGAACAGAAGAAAACAUAGAAAUGCUUUUGUAAGCCCUAGAAAACAUAGAAAUGCUUUUGCAAGUCCUAGAAAUAAGUGCAGUACUAAGGACGAAAAGUGCAAAAGUUUACCAAAUUCAUCAAAGCGAAUACCAUCUUAUUACCCAAACUCUAUUCUCCGGGAAGAAUUGGGUACGCGUGACUGGUGGCAGUUUGAGGAAAAAAAAAAUGCUUCGGUUGAUAACAGUUCUGUUGCCGAUCCAUUCCGCCUAGAUUUAGAGGCAGAUUUUGCAGUCUUCAGAUCCAAUAAUAGAAUUGAAGAUCCUUUUGGGGUCUUUACUACCCCUGAAUUUCGUAACAAUGCCAGUCCUUCCUUUAGUGGACUAAAAAAUGAUGCACCUCUUGCAGAUUCUCCUCCUUGCGGUUUCACCUCCGAAAAGUUUGCAUUUGAUUGUUCAACUGCAUUCCCCAAUGUUCCUUCAUGGCCAACCAGCCCAAGUUUAUCUCCGGAUUUGCCUUUCAAAGGAAAGUCUGAAGAAGCUGGUGGUUUUCAUUGUCAUACUUCAUCUACUGAUAUGUCAGUGCAGGGAAGUGUUAGCAAAGGCGAAAGACAAGUGAAACUGCAAAAAGACACACUCGAAGGAAAGUCUGAAGAAGCUGGUGGUUUUCAUUGUGAUACUUCAUCUACUGAUAUGUCAGGGCAGGGAAGUGUUAGCAAAGGCGAGAGACAAGUGAAACUGCAAAAAGACACACUAAAAAAUUUUGACCAAGAUAUUUUCAUGGGAGAUAAUGAAUUGUCCUCAGAAAAGAAUCCAACACAAGAUGGUCCAUCUUCCAAGAAUCACGCGCAAGAAUGUGAAGACACAGAGGACACAAAUCCAAAGGCAACAGAGUGUCUUGUAACAGCUGACUCUUCUGGCCAUGUCGAGGAUAUAUCAUCAUUACUGAAGAAACCUGACAAACAAGAAAGCCAAAUAGAUAAAAUAAAGAGCAAUUGUGAUGCUGAAGCUCCUCCUAAAUGUAAAAUUGCAAAUGAAGAAAAGAAAUUUUGGCUGCCCGAAGGGAGGAACACGACGAGUGGGAAACAUAAUAAUGAUAAAAUUAGGUUGUCAGGUGAGAUGAUGUUUGAAAGCUACGUUUUUCAGAUUCUGCGUGUUCAGAAGGUAUUGAAGUAGGCAUGUACAUGAAGUAAUAACGCCUUCCUUAGGCAGAGUGGUAGCAAUAAACUUCUCUCAUUAGACACAGUGAACAAACGAACAGUAACCAAUUUUUUUCCCGCGUGCAUUCUUAACAUAGAUAAUU